UGAAUGUUCACUAGUCAAUCCGAAGGACGGUGAAUCUUUUCCAAUGGCGUCUCAUAUUGGAUUUUUAGAAAUAUAUCGUCAAAAGUCAAUCCGCUAAGUUAUUUGCACCUCUUACCUGAGCAACUUUUGUCGAUUAAUCUGAAAUCAUUUAUUAAGGAAGCAAGAAAUUCUCAACGACAUCGGCUGCACCCCUUUUAUUUCUUCUAUUAAAUGAUCAACCACACUCAGUUAUUGGUCUUAAUUUUCCCUUCUCUUGUCCCGCUACUUCUACCACCGUUCAGUUUUAGUUCGAUAUUCAAACAUGAUUCUUAAUCUUCUUCGUUUCUUUGUGAUUCUGGUAAUCACAUCAUUAUCAGCUCCCGCCGAUGCAAAUUGCAAUCGGGUUUGUAAAGGAAGUAGUCGUGAAAUCCCAGUUCGUUACCCGUUCGGAUUCUCCGACGGCUGUGAAAUUCGUCUUAAUUGUUCAGAUACCGGAAUAUUUAUCAUCGGUGGCAAAUACCAGGUUCUGGAUUUAACCAGCGAUUAUAUACUGAUUAAGUUGCCGGCAAAAUGCGACCGCGCAUUUAAAGACAUCCGUCAACUCAGAACCAAUAACUACGCUCUCACAUGGCGAAAUGGGUUGCUAUUGGGAAACUGUAGCUCGACGUUGAAUGAUUGUGUGGUCUCAACGAGUAUAAUCGAGGGUCACUUCAACUUACCAAGUUGCGAAUCAACGAAUGGCAGCUUAAAUUGUUACUCAGACGAUACCCGUGAUCCCGUGGAGUUUAUGAAUUUGAUUAGAUUGGAAAUGGCCGGUUGUCGGGUUUUAUACUCGUCGAUUACCUUUGAUUUUGACCGGAACACUACACAAAACUCGUCGGUGUCGAUGGGGUUUCAGUCGAUGGAGUUGGGUUGGUGGGUGGAAGGGGAUUGCUAUUGCCAUCAGAAGGCGGUUUGUAAGAACGUUUCAAUUGAUGAUGCGAGGGUGGGGUAUCGAUGCCACUGCAUUGAAGGAUACGACGGAGAUGGAUUCGGCGACGGCGAUGGUUGCCGGAGAGUGUCACAUUGCAAUGCUUCAAAGUACAUGUCUGGUGAUUGUGGUGGAACUACAAGAGUAGGCGUUCUAAUUGGAGGGGUUGUUGCCGGAGCUUCUUUAGUGUCUAUUAUCGCACUCAUUUGUUACUGCAUUAGAAAGCGAACGAUCUUCAGAAACCAAAUGAGUGCAAAACGCCUUGUUUCAGAAGCUACAGGGAGCUUCAAUGUCCCAUUUUACUCUCACAAAGAAAUUGAGAGGGCUACAAAUGGUUUCUCUGAGAAACUAAGGUUAGGUGUAGGAGCCUAUGGCACAGUUUAUGCUGGAAAACUCAACAACGAGGGGGUUGCCAUUAAAAAGAUCAGGCAUAUAGACAGUUACGGAAUGGAUCAAGUCAUGAAUGAGAUCAAGCUUCUAUCUUGUGUAAGCCACCCGAAUCUUGUACGCCUUUUAGGCUGUUGUAUUGAGAAAGGCGAGCAAAUCCUGGUGUAUGAGUUCAUGCAAAAUGGGACCCUGUUUCAGCAUCUUCAAAGAGAAAGAGGGAAUGGUCUUCCAUGGGCGAUAAGACUAACCAUUGCUACCGAAACUGCACAUGCUAUUGCUUAUCUCCACUCUUCUGUAAAUCCUCCAAUCUAUCAUAGAGACAUCAAAUCCAGCAACAUACUUCUAGAUUACAACUACAGUUCAAAAGUUGCAGAUUUUGGUCUUUCUAGACUCGGCAUGCAAGAUGAGUCACACAUCUCGACUGCACCUCAAGGGACACCUGGCUAUGUUGACCCACAGUACCAUCAAAACUUUCAUCUUUCUGAUAAGAGUGACGUUUAUAGCUUUGGAGUGGUUCUUCUAGAGAUAAUCACAGCUUUAAAGGUGGUUGACUUGUCCCGGUGUAACAGUGAAGUGAACCUGGCUGCUCUUGCCAUUGACAAGAUUGGCAAAGGUCGUGUGGAUGAGAUAAUCGAUCCAUUCUUGGAAGCAAAUGGAGAGACAUGGACAGUUUCGUCAAUUCACAAAGUAGCUGAGCUGGCUUUUCGAUGCUUGGCUUUUCAUGGGGACAUGAGGCCUUCGAUGAUGGAAGUUGCAGAGGAGUUGGAGCAGAUCAGAGUCAGUGGGUGGGCUGGAACUGAUGAUAGUAUAAACAUAGCGUCAUUGUCGGUUGCAUCAUCAUCCCCGUACAAUGGAAGUGAGAAUGCAAAGGGAGGGGGAUUAGGAAGCCAGAGACUGGUUAUUCCAUCCAAUUGUUUGAGUAAAACAAACGAAAAAGAUAGGUCCCCUGAUUCUGUGCAGGAGGCGUGGUUAAGCGAGCAGAACUCACCCUCAGCCAACAGCUUGUUGAAUAACAUCUUCUAGUAAUGCACAUAUUUCGUUUAUAACAGGUAAGUAGCCACGUGAAUAUACACACAAUUCAUAAUGAAUGCACACAAUUCAUAAUGAAUGCAUCAUGUGAGCAUCGACAAGUGUCGACAUGUUUUUGCUUGUAUUCAUUAUUCAUGAAUACUAAGAUCAUGGUACUGAAAUAUUUGCCAUCUUUUGUUUGUUCAA
This is a messenger RNA of Cynara cardunculus var. scolymus (artichoke), 2551 nucleotides long. RefSeq names its product wall-associated receptor kinase-like 14. The transcript is spliced from 3 exons. Gene Ontology annotation, molecular function: ATP binding; protein kinase activity. Gene Ontology annotation, biological process: protein phosphorylation. The record is from RefSeq and is a predicted model, not a curated record. The coding region runs from base 302 to 2359 and encodes 685 amino acids. Lineage: Eukaryota; Viridiplantae; Streptophyta; Magnoliopsida; Asterales; Asteraceae.